Messenger RNA from Myxocyprinus asiaticus (Chinese sucker), 3773 nucleotides. RefSeq names its product ragulator complex protein LAMTOR1-like. Gene Ontology annotation, biological process: cholesterol homeostasis; endosomal transport; regulation of receptor recycling. The transcript has 5 exons. Gene Ontology annotation, cellular component: membrane raft; lysosome; Ragulator complex. Gene Ontology annotation, molecular function: guanyl-nucleotide exchange factor activity; molecular adaptor activity. Bases 144 to 626 code for a protein of 160 amino acids. The record is from RefSeq and is a predicted model, not a curated record. NCBI's taxonomy places the organism in Eukaryota, Metazoa, Chordata, Actinopteri, Cypriniformes, Catostomidae.
GGAAGUCACGUGACCGCUGUCAUGUGACGGUUCGUGCGUUUGCAGCGAAGAUUUUCAUAGUUAAAAGACAAACAAAAGCAAAAACUGCAGUUUUGAGACUGAAAACCCCACGAAGAGUAGACUGAACCUGCUGGAAGGAUAUCAUGGGGUGUUGUUACAGCAGCGAGAGCGACACGACGGAUGAGAACACCGAUGAGUGGAAGCCACUGAUUCCAGACCCAAAACUAGAAAGAAAACCCCUCAAUGGCAGUGAGCGAAGCGCUGACAGCCUGCCGUCCAACCGUACAGACGAGCAGGCCCUGCUUACGGUCAUUCUGCAGCGGACAGCCUUGAACAUAAUCGACGUGUCAGCUGUUGAUUCGCAAGGCAUGGAACAACAUGAAUACAUGGACAGAGCCAGACAGUAUAGUACGAAGCUGGAAGUUCUGAGCAGAACACUCACUCAGAAGAAGCCGGUUCCUCUUCCAUCACUGACAAGCCAACCUCACCAGGUGCUCGCCGCUGACCUGGUGCCCUACGCAGAUGUACAACAGGUCUCAAAGAUCGCUGCAUAUGCCUACAGCGCCAUCUCACAAAUCAAAGUAGAUGCAAAAGAAGAGUUGGUGGUGCAGUUUGCUAUACCAUGAUUCAAAAGACGAACCCACUUUAUCACACAUCCUCGAUCUCUAUUUUUCUCUCUAGCCCAUUUCUCCACCAUUCUUUCUCCAUACUUUUCCCUUCCUGAAUCCAAUAGAAAUUCAGAUACUGAUGGAUUCGUUCACUGAAUGUCCUGCAGAUAUAUAUAUAUUUAAUCUAGACCACAACUCCAUGUGUAAGUCUGUUAGGACGGUCACCCUAGACACCCUCAGGUACCCACAGCACAGAGCAGAGGGUAAAACUGUUUAACAUAACAUGUAAUGGACUACUCAUGCUAGGAUGAAUUACUGUACAAUUGAUAAUUGAUGUGAGGUGUUAGGCCACAUUUGGUAGUAGUUCUUCAGGGUUGUUCACACAUCAACCAAACACACAACAAAUACCACAAAUAUAUAAAAGUCAACGGUGGUGUCAAGCUGCCACGAUUGCUUUGGUGAUUCGUGUAAGCCACUGUUGGCUUUUGAAUGUCUUGAUUGGUCGGAGGUUGUCAAACCAGGUUUUUGCAUUUGUACAGGCUUUGGUUCCACAAUGCAUUGAACACAAUCACACAUACUGUACUCCCAGCUUCAGUUGUGGAAUCCUUCUCAUAAUGGCCAGAAACUAUCCUAAGGUUAAAUCUAGAUUUGCACAGUUUUUGCUGGAUGGUAUUGUAGAGUGUAAAUACAACACAGAGGGUUUUGGUUCAGCACUGUCCUGCAUGCAAAAAGUGUUUUUCUUAAAGGAAUAUUUUGGGUUUGCUUCAAGUAAAGCUCAGUUAGAAACAUUUGUGUCAUAAUGUUGAUUUCCAGAAAAAAUUAUUUUGACUCGUCCCUCUUUUGUUUUUGUUUUUUCAAAGCAAAAAUCGCAGUUACAGAAAGGCACUCACAAGGGAAGUGAAUGAGGCCAGUCCAUAAACAAUAAAACACGUGUAAUGUUUACAUCUUUUGCUAUAGUUUUGAAACAGCUUGUAUUUUAGUGUUUAUGGACUGGCCCUAUUCACUUCCAUUGUAAGUGCCUCACUGGAACCGCUUUUUGAAUAAACGUGGGGCGAGUAAAACAUUUCUGUGGAAAUCAACAUGAUGCCACAAAUGCUGUUGAGUGAGCUUAACUUGUAUUGAACCCGGAAUAUUCCUUUAAUCAAUAUUUUACUCUUGUUUUUUCAGUAAAAAAAACAAAAAACAAUUUAAACAUUCUUAAAACAAGAUAUAUUUACUUUAAAUGAGCAAAAUUGCAUUAAAUAUUUCUGUUUGCAAAAAGAAGUUCGAUUUUUUUUUUUACGCCAUUAGCAAAUAGUUUUGUUUAUGUUUUAAGCAUACAUCUAACAAAGUUUUGUUCGAAUUAUGCUUAAAACAUGAAAUAAUAAUAAUAAAAAUUGCCCUUGGAGUAAGCUCAAAACUUAAUUCAAGUCUUAUUGUCUUCAAUAAUUUUCCCUGAAGUAAACUGAUCUUGCUUUUAGGAUGCUUUUGAUUAUUUAAAUUUUUUUUACUGGAAAACAAUGUGAAAAAAGUGAUUAAGAAAAUCACUUCAGCGCAUUCUCUUGUUGGUUUCUGGAAUCACUGUGGUUAAGUGUUUAUUAUUCCGAAUUCAGUUCUAAAAUGUUAUGCACUGUGGAUCUAGAUUGGGUUCUGGAUUAAUAUGAGCAAAAUACAGAAAUAAUACUUCUGUCUCACCAGACUAAAAUGCACAUAUUGUCAUAUUAACACUUUUAACGUUUUCAUAUUCAUAACGUUUGAAUAUUUCAGCCUCAUACCAACAGUGAAUUAAUCUACACGUGUAGAACUUUGUUGUCUGUGCACGAUUUGCUCAGUUCUAGAUCUUAUUAAAUUGUCAAAGUGACUCUAGACUGGUUUAGAUUUGAGUCUAUCGCUUACCAACAGCUACUCGAUUGUCUAGAAAUUCAGAGCUGGAAGCAGCUCAGGAGAUCUUCUGCAAUUUUAGACAUUAAUAAUUUUUUUCCCUGUUGCUGUUUGAGAAAUUGGCACUCUUGCAAAAUGCACAUUUGUAACAGUGGGCAGGUGACAAACCCCACUAAUCUAAUGUUUAAACAUAAGUGCACGAGACUGCCUGGAAAUAUCAGAAAUUCUGACGGUCAUGAGAUUCAGGAUAUAAAACCCUAUGAUCUAGAGUAGCUCUGUUAUUGCAUUUAAAGGGACAGUUCAACCAAAAAUAAAAUUAUGUCAUGAUUUACUCACGCUUAUGUUGUUCCAAACCCAUACACGUUUUUUUCCUGACAGAAUGUUUUUUUUUUUUUAGGUGAACUAUUCCAGUAACAGGAGAAAAAGGGUUAUCUUUUUGUGCACUUUUCCUAUAAACCUGUUCAAAUCAGACAUGCAGUCAUAUCAGACACAAUGGAUAUGGUUACAUGUCAGAGUUUCUUAAAGGGACAGAGCAAUUUGGCCUGCCUUAUGAAUAAACAUCCUGUAAAAUCGUGUUUUGGUGAGGUGUGGUGGGAUGGGAAUUUGCUGGUUUGUAAAUGAUGUUCUUUGUGUCAAUGCCUUUAAUGUACAGAGUGUAAAAUGAAUCGAGAUGAACGAUUAAUACCAUGUGUGUAGCAGGAAGUAAACAGCUCUACAGCGUUAUGUCUUAGUCAUAAGGCUUUGCGAUCAGUAGCUUGUUUUUGUUGAAGCAAACAAGGACACUUUUACCCUGCCUGUUCCACUUUUAACCAAAUAAAACAAUUGAAAAGAUCAAGCAAAUAUUAUUUCUUCAGCAUUCUCCAUUAAAUAUAAUUAUUAUUAUUAUUUUUGCUUUGCUUUGUGCCGAAAACGAUGAACGCACCAGUGAAAUCAAAUGACUGCCGUUCUUUCCUGACAGAGUCUGAGAUGCCACAGAAAAUGUUUGUAACUAUUUAUUUUAGUUUUUAUGUAUUUAUGCAAGCUCACAGACAGUGUGGUAUAAAAACUGGCUUUACAGAUCAUCGCAAGGCACUUAUUCUUUGAGGUUUUUAAAGGGAUAAAGUGCACUGUAAUACUCAGUACUCACUUUGUUUUCUGUUGCAGUGUGCUAAUAGUAUUGUUUCAGUUUUUGUUUGUUACCUUAAUGUGGAAUACUACCUGAUUUACAGAGAUGAUUUUCUUAGGCUAGAACCAAAAACAGUUAAUCUCAAUAUUGUUAAUACUGUUUUGUUGAAUGAAAUUGUGUAUUAAAGACUUUAAAAAUGA